Chiloscyllium plagiosum (whitespotted bambooshark) is the source of this 6261-nucleotide messenger RNA. The record is from RefSeq and is a predicted model, not a curated record. Lineage: Eukaryota; Metazoa; Chordata; Chondrichthyes; Orectolobiformes; Hemiscylliidae.
AACAGAAAUUGCUGAAAACAGCUGAGCAGUGGAGAGAAAUCGGCCUUAAUGUUUCGUGUCCGGUGACCCUUCCUCAGACUUUAAGUGGAAGUGACUCAGUUAAACUGUCCUCCUACUCCAGAUGAUUGCAAUGUAACAAACAGUUAGAAGGAGACAUUCAUUAGCUGCUUCAGCGCUCAGUGUAGUGCUCUCUGGUAUAUGUAGGACAGAGGGAUGUGCUGAACCAGGGUCGAGUGACUGAUGGACUCCAAAUCCCAGCUUGCUUUGUGCAAACAAAGUAAAGGCUUGUGGGAAGUAUGCAAAAAGAAGGAGUUGAAGUAAAGUCAAAUGGUUUUACCACAAGCCACAGAGUUGGAGGCGGGGGAAAGUCUCCGCUUAUAAUCGAUGCCCAGGCUCUGGGAGCUCUGCAGACUCUCCCAAGCCUCAGCAAGUCAGAAGAGGAGCACUCCUUGUUUUGUACAUGGCACUCGUUCUGUGCAGCAGUAGCGGCUCUAGGUACCACCACCAUCACCAGCAGCAGCAGCAGCAGCAGCAGAGAAGGGGAUCAGCUACCGCGAAGGAAUUUCAGUUUUCAGGGGAGUUUGUCUUGUCUUGAGUCUGGGAGCACUUAGGGAGACUGCAUUCUAAGUUCAGCUCCCGGGGAAAAGUGCUGGCGAGGCUGUUCAACCUCACAGAGAUAGAGACAGAGAGAGAAGGGUUGGGGGGGGUGGGCAGACCCAGGAACCAGGGCCGUGUUAAAGACAGACAGCGAGCAAUGGACCCCGAGGUCCCAGAGAAAACGCUGCAGCAGCAGCAGCAGCAGCAGCAGCAGCCCGGGGAGUGCUGGCGGUUCUCUGUCCUGUACCUCUGCUUUUAUGGGUUCAUGGUUCAGAUUAAACCAGCGGAAAGCUUCAUCACUCCUUACCUACUGGGUCCGGACAAAAACUUCACCAGGGAACAGCUCACCAAUGAGAUCACGCCCGUGCUGUCGUACGCGUACAUGUCGGUGUUGGUCCCUGUCUUCCUGCUGACUGACUACCUGCGCUAUAAGCCGGUGCUGAUCCUACAGAGCCUCAGUCACGUGGCCAUCUGGCUCUUGCUGCUCUUUGGGACCACCGUGCUGCAGAUGCAGUUCAUGGAGUUCUUCUACGGCAUCACCAUGGCCGCUCGGGUGGCCUACUCCUCGUACAUCUUCACCCUGGUCAGCCCGCAGUCCUACCAGAAGGUGGCGAGCUACUCUCGUUCCUCCGUGCUCAUGGGGGUCUUUGUCAGCUCGGUGCUGGGCCAGCUGUUUGUCACCCUGGGUGACGUGCCCUUCCUCACCCUGAACUACAUCUCCCUCGGCUUUGUCACCUUCGCCUUCACCCUGACCCUGUUCCUCAAGAGGCCGAAGAGGACCAUGUUCUUCAACAGGCGGCACGCGCUGACAGCCAAUGGCACGCUGCACUCCGAGGGCGAGGCAAUCAAUGCCACCUCCAUCUCGCUGGUGGCCGAGAAGCAGAAGGCCCCCCGAGGCUGGCAGUGGCGGGAAAUGGCGCUGGUCAAGAUGAUCCUGGAGCUCAAAGGUGAGCAGCCUCUGUUUCCCUUCCUUCCUCCAUGUUUGCAGCCUGCUACGGGCUGGAGGUCUCGCUCUCCUAAUUUAGGAAAGUGGAAGCCAGUGAAUUCGUUGAGUUUUACUCGGGUUCAGCUGCAUCGCUGCACUUCAGUUUUGCGUUCUGUCCUCAUGCAGUCCCUCACCUCUUCAGUUGGGCUUCCUUUUAUCUCGUUGGCAGGCGCCAUUGCGUCUUUCUCAGCCGGGCACGUCAAGUUGCGGUGGUCGUUGUGGGCGGAGCUGGUGAUUUUCGUCAUCACGGCGCUGCAGGCCGGGCUCCUCUUCCUGAUGAACUCCACUACCAACAUCUGGGUCUGCUACGUGGGCUUUGUCCUGUUCCGGAGCAGCCACCAACUCUUGGUUCCCAUAGCGAUUUUUCAGAUCGCCACGUCGUUGUCUAAGGAGCUCUGUGCACUGGUGUUUGGUAUCAACACGUUUUUGGCCACCAUCUUGAAAACCAUCAUCACGCUGAUCAUCGCUGACAAACGGGGCCUAGGACUGCAUGUGAACAACCAGUUCUAUUUCUACAUUGGCCACUUCUCGCUGUUGGCCAGUAUCUACCUGGGGAGAGGGCUGUAUGUCUUAGCCAGGCACCAGCGGGAGCUGAAGGCCCGAGGGCCGCAGAAGGAGGGUGAGACCAACAACGGUUCAGUGACUGAGAUGAAUGGGACGGGAGGAUGCCCCCACCCUGCCUGCUCGAGGACCUGAGAGCGAGACGCAGAGCGCGAGGGGGCCAGAGCUGCAGGAGGGAUAGGGAUAUCCCUGCCCCCCCCCCGCCCCAACCUCAACUCUGAAUCUCAUGGGGGUGUGUGAAAAUGUUUGUGAGUGCUCGUUUUGUUUUGUUGUUUGUUUGUUUAAGUAGCGUGGGAGCGAUCGAAUGCAAUGAGGCGGCAGUGAGGCCACGUUCCCAGUAUCGUGGGUCCUCCUCAUCUCCGAGGGGGCUAGCCCCUGCUGGCCCUCUUUUCUUGAGCGCGCCCAGAAGAAUCCCAAGGUGCAGUUGUCCGCGACCAGCUAGACUGUACCCACGCAAAAGGUCGGGCAGCAUUGUCCUCCCUCCCAGCAACACUACAGGAAAUGGACUGAGCUGAACAUUUGCUGGCCCCUCCUCCCCCUCUUCCCCCUCUUCGCCAAUGCAGCUUCUACAUGGACCUGGGCACGAAUGCCAAGCUUGGCCUACCAACGUGGAGCCACACUCUCUAGCAUUUGAACUGGUGCUAAUGUAACACGUGACCUUCUUGCAAGUCGGCGUGGCAUUGAAAGGAGAUAGGCAUGUGGCUCACUGGACCUGUGCCCUGGUUGGCCAAGGACUGUUUGUUUGGGGAAAUGUGUGAAAUGACCAGCUCAGUGCCAGGGUGAGUGUCCAGGAAUAUGCCAUGGCUGCAGAGAUGGGGCAGAGGCGGGGAGUACACAGUGUCAAAUUGUGAUUUAACCCUCAUGCACUUCCACUGCCAACUUGAAGAAUUGGGGGAAGAGACUUGGGGUUUACAUUACAACCCACUUGACUAUGAAAUACUAUUUCAAUCACUUCAAAAUUAUGCACUUUAAUUUUUGAGGAGGGGUGGUUUGGGAGACAAAAAAAUUAACUCUGUUUAACUCUUUUUAAUAACACUAGUACGUCAUGACAGUGCUAGUUUGGUCCUCUAUAUAUUGGCUUGAUUGCCGUUGGCCUAACUGAUUGACACAUGCAUGUGGGCGGUCAUCAUAUUUGGCGUUGGUGUAGUAAUCACCAACACACUGACCAUUGGGCAUGGGUCUGAUGUAAUGGACCCAAAGCUUGCCUUUAUCCAUGACUCACAGAACCUUCACCAGCAGGCCCGAAAGGUUUUGCCCUUGGCAAUGUUGGCAUCAGACCAUUUUUUCAAACCAGUGUUCCUGCCAUAAUUAUUACAGAAGUGGAAGAGAGGAUCGUUUGUAAAACCGAGCAAAUCUUUUGAUGCACACGCCAAAACUAGCUCCAUUUGCACAACUGAUAAGAAUGAAGUUUGAACUGAUUUGACUGUAGUCUUUCUGGUGUAGUAUUUUAUACGUAAUCGAUUAACAGCACUCGAGUUUUUGAAACAAAAAGGUUUUUUUUCAACAUUUACUUAAUGGAUAGGGUUGAUCAAUAAUAGCAUGGGGUUCUGAUUCCCGAUAGCACAAAGGUAGGUUAGCGAAGAUUCGAGCACCUCAACGUCACAUCUCCUCGUGUAAAAGUAAGAUAUUAGCAGUGGCUUCUUCAGCACUUUUUCAUUUCCUCAGUGCCUUUUGAAAAAUCCGCCACUCCACUCAUCGUGGUCAAUGAGGAAAGAACUCGGGGCUGUCCCGUUUGAGGGAAUGUUCCAGAGCUGAGAUGUAGGACCACGUUGGGGGUUUGGCGGGAGUGGCAGAAAUUGGGCCUUAUUUUGAAGAGUUGUCUCUCCACCCUGAGGCUCCCAGCCUCAUUCCUGAUGGAAGGCUCCGGCUGGAAGCGUCAAUUUUUUUUUUUCCCUGCUCCUUGGAUGCUGCCUGACCUGCUGUGCUUUUCCAGCACCACACUCUCAACAUUAAAAGUUAGCCUAAUGGCCACCGCCUUUGAUGACCAAAUCCUGUCGGGUUGACUAAUAUCCGCUCGGGAAGGGAAGCUGCCAUCCUCCCCCGGUCUAAUCUACGUGUGACUCCAGACCCACAGCAUCGUGGUUCACUUUUAACUGAAAAGACUCUCAGUUAUGUGGGAAAUUGAAUUUUUUAUUUCGAAGAGAAAGGCACAGAUCUGUUGUCGGAUGUCUGGGAGCUCACUUAGAGGGAAUGAUUUUAAUUUGAAUGACAUGGUUGUGUUUCUUGCUUGCACUUUAUCAAGGGCCUGUGUUGACUUUUGAAGAAAAUCCGGCUGAUUUCCUCACACUCUUGUUUUUAAAAACUCAUAUUCCAGAUCCUGUCAGUUUGUAAAACCUUUUCCCGUUGAAGUGUUUCAUAUCCAUCACGUUGAAAGUGUCCUAUACAUUCUGCUGCCAAGCUUAAUGCUGCCCUUUCUGCCAAGACGCAUUGAUAGUCUAAACCUCAUUGAUCAUUGGUGGAAGGCAGGUGCCAGUUGCGCCCCCUGGUGGUUAGUGGUUGAUACAGGAAUGUCCUGGUGGGUUGUGUCAUUGUGAGCUGGAGUAGAUGUGAACAUGUAUCUUCAGAGUGGUGUUUUCAUCCAAUUCCAGUGUUUAUUAAGUCCUUACCAAGGCUAAAAAUCAACCUUCAGAGCAUGAUUGCUAACAUAUAGAGUUCUGAUUGGGUUGUGCUUAGAGACCACACUGUUUGGGGAAGGGUGGCAUGGUGGCUGAUGUCACUAGGGAAGUAGAGGCUCAGUCCAAAGCUCUUGGUUCAGAUCCCACUGGGACAGCUGCUUGAAUCUAAAAUAAAAUCAGGAAUUUAAGGUUUGUCUUAUUGAUAGCGACCAGCAAAUGGUCAUUUUCUUGCCAUGAAAACCCAUCUAAUUCACCGAUGUCCUUUUUGGUGAAGGGAGUCAGCCGUCCUGACUUGGUCUGGCCUACAUGUAAUUCCAGAACCACAGUGCAGUGGCUUGUUUUUAACUGCCCUCUGAAAUGGCUGUCAGGUCAAGGGCAAUUAUGGAUAGGCAAAGAAAUACUAAGAUUACCACUGAUACCCUCAUUCAUUCCCAUUCCAAUAAGUCAAAGUGCCUUACGCAGUCUCUAAUGAAAAUAUUCAAGAUCAUUGAUUGUCUCUGUUAUUUCGCUCCUGGGUUUGCUGAAAUGUUUAAUGGCAGGAGAACCCCCCCCCCCCGGACAGUUCUGACCAGCCUCUCCAUUCACAUUUGAUCGAUAGGCUCAGCCAACCGCGCAACCUUCCUUCGUUCAAUCUGCCAGUGAACCAGUAAAAUGACUCCUGCCUUCAGAUUUAUUUGUUUGAUUGUGCAAUGCUUUCUCCAUGCAACGAGUUAAUGGAGCCAUUAUCACGGUCCUAAUAUAAGGAUUGCAGGGCUAGGAGAUUAGUUUCAACACUUACUUAGAAUAUAUGCAUAGAAACGUAAUAUAUAUUUAAAUGAAAUGUGUAUAGUUUUCAGGUUAUAGUUAACAGGCUUUAGCCAGAAGGUUUAGUAACGCUGAAGGCAUUGAAACGAUGUGUUUGCUUUCAGUUCCCACGUAAUGACCAGCUUUAACAUUUAAACAGCUGAUUUCCUUUCCAAUGGUAGCAGGGUAGUGUAGACUGAAGGGGGCACCCUGUUAAGUUGGUGGAUAGUGCACAAUUCUGGUCUCCCUGUCACCGAGGCAGUGACAAAGGUGCAAGACAGAUUUGCAAAAGAUGUUACAAGGUUUGAGAGAGUACGACUUUCAGGAAAGACUUUCUUUUUAAGACAGAAAAGCAAAGUCUGGGAAAUUUCUUUGUACGUGUUCUGAAAGAAUUCGACAGAGAAGGCAGAGAAAAGAUCAUUCCUGCUUGUGAGGGUGUGUCCAAAGCCAGUAGUUAAAAUAUCAGUCAAGUAACGCUACAGGUACAGCACCUCCAAUCUAGCUACCUGCAAACCUUUUGGUAUAAUCAUAGAAUCCGUUUGCAAACAGCCUAUUCGGCCCAUUGAGUCCACACCGAUCCUCCGAAGAGCAUCACACAUUUAUCACUCAAACACUAUCCCUCUAACUCUGCAUUUCCCAUGGCCAAUCCACCUAGCCUGCACAGCUUUGGAUUGUGGGAGGAAACCAGCGACCCAUGCAGACACUGGAAGAAUGUGUAAA